This is a messenger RNA of Oncorhynchus mykiss (rainbow trout), 2648 nucleotides long. NCBI's taxonomy places the organism in Eukaryota, Metazoa, Chordata, Actinopteri, Salmoniformes, Salmonidae. The record is from RefSeq and is a predicted model, not a curated record.
UUGGACACAAAGUUUGAAGCGAAUGUGACUCGUUAGCCAAUUCGUUCUGUCGCCAAACAGUUUUCACAGGUUAAAGCCAGAACAAAUGGAAUGUCAAUCCCACCAUCUUUACCAAUAUGCGGUUGUUUCUGUCUUGUCUUUUUCUACAGGUGUUUGUCCACCAUGGUUGGGACUUACCCGCUUCUAUCAGUGCAGCCAAUGCGGGGGCUCGUGGAUGAGAAGAUCCAGGUAGUUGUGAGGAAUUUACCUCCAGCGCUCUCGGUGACACUGCAUUCCCUUCAUCGCUCUGAGGAUAAUGACUUUUGGGAGGCAUUCGGCCAUUACACCAGCAACGACCAAGGUAUGGUGACAGUUGCUAAGGAUGCCAGUCUUGGAGGAACAUAUGAAGGAGCAGAGCCCAUGGGUCUACUGUGGAGCAUGCAGCCUGUUCCAGGCAGUCGGACAGGCCUCAGGUUGAGAAAGAUGGAUGUCCUCACUCCUAUGGUGGUACACAUCUCUGUGUACAGUGGGCACAUGACUGAGGGCUUCAGCAAGCAGUCUCCUCUAGCGACCGUUGUCACAGAACGAUGGUACAUGGCACCGGGUGUGUGCAGAAUUCACAUCAGGGAACACGGAGUCCGAGGGACCCUCUUUUUACCCCCAGGUCCUGGACCCUUCCCUGGGGUGUUGGAUAUGUGGGGAGGGGGUGGGGGGCUGGUGGAGUACCGCUCCUGCCUCCUGGCGUCACACGGUUUUGUUUCCAUGGCGCUAGAGUACCUUUCCCAUGACAAGAACAGAACCUCAGACAUCGAAUCAACAACCUACUUUGAGAAAGCGUUCAGGAUUGUGCAGGAGCACCCUCUGGUGAUGAAGGACAGAGUUGCUCUGUUUGGUCUCUCCUUAGGCGCGUCAGUCGCCCUCAACUUGGCAGCCUACUCCAAAGACAUCAGCCCCAAAUGCUGUGUGUGUAUCAGUGGGAGUCACGUCCACCGGGUCAACCAGGCUUUCAGCAAAGUGUUUAGAAAGAUGAACAAGGAUGGGUAUAAGACCCGAUUUGAUGAAGAGGGCCGUGUGGUCUGGAGAGACUUCAUUCUGCCUAUCCCAACCGACCUUGGAGAGAAAGUGGAUAUGGGGAGGAUAAAGUGUCCAUUGAUGUUGGUCGUCGGGGAGGAUGAUCAGAACUUGGCGACAGUGGAGUCUGCCAAGGACAUGACCCAGAUGAUGCGUGCAGCGGGUAACGAGCACCUGCUGACCAUUCUACAAUACCCUGAUGCUGGACACCUCAUUGAGAUGCCCUACACACCCCACUUCAGAGCCAGCAGCUUCAUAGUACAGCAAACGGGACAGAAAGUGAUGGUGUUGUGGGGAGGGUACACCAAGCCGCAUGCCGAUGCUCAGGAAGACUUUUGGGAAAAGAGCCUUAGCUUCCUACGGCAACACCUCUACCCCAGCCCUGACUCUGUCCCUAAGGCCAAGCUGUGAUGUCACACCCGAGGAGCAUCAGGGCCUAGUAUGAUUGACUAAGCUAUAACUGUUAAAAUAAAUUAACAUUUAAAAUAUGAUAAAGUCUAAGCCUUUGGGGGGGAUGUGAGGGUUCUACUAAGCUAUCAUGGAAUUGUUUUAGUCAUACCAUAGAUAAUUUUGCUAUUUGAUUUAGAAUUGUAGGACUCCCAAGCCAGGUGUAUGCUACACGAUUUUGGCCCCGAUUUAGCUCUCCCAGACAAGUUUUUGAAAUUGAAGACCAAAUCCCCAUGUCGUUGCCUACUCGUGGCGUUUGGCCGUCACAACGCUCAUUUAAUGUGAGCGGGUCAGAUACAGUCUGAGGGCUACUAAUCUCAUCUUUGAGCAGUCCCAGACGUCCUGAUAUUUUCAAAAUGUUUUGAGAGCGGGUGAUCAGCAAUAGCCAAUGAGAGCUCGCCAGAGAAGAAACCAGUGAGAUGAUGAUAUUUCUCAUCACCCAGAAUGUGAGCUACUACUACUACUACUACUACUCAAAGUAUGCGUUUUUACUUGCCUUUAACCAAAGCAUCAAAUCGUUGCAGUUCACAAGCAAAGUUAUUCAAUUCAAAAUGCUAAAUAUUUCAAGUCAGUAUGGCAAGCGUGAAUGUCUGACUGAAAACGUUUGAGGCUGCUUUGAGCCACUGCUCGUUGUAGCUAUGGUAACAAUCUAAUCACUUAAUUAUUUUUGCGAGACAGCGUGGUAUCGAGAAUCCUAACGACCAAGUGAAGAAUCUUGUAGUGUGUGACUCCUGUCUUUGCCAUGUCGUUUAGUGUGCGCACCACUACAUUGUCAAGAGAAGAAAACGUCAGGAAAGACGGUUGUUUAAUGUGAGAGACUCAGCGAAGUUAGGAUUUGGAAAGUUGUGUAGUGUACAUCUGGUUUUAGGUAUUAUUUUAAAAAAUGAUUGCAUAAAACAUUGAAUUUGGUCUUUACUACUAUAGCCCAUAGAAACGCAUUGAAUAUAACACAUUCAUAAAUGGCAAAAAAGACAGUCCAAAAAUGUAUCAUAAGGAAUUACAUUUUUUUGUGAGAAGACCAAUUUUCGAGAUUUCUCGGUCUGACAAACACCUCAGAUGUGCAAUGUCAACAUAGGCGGAUGCGGUGGAUUGAGACACACCCCACGAAAAAAAAACACAGUGCCUUGCGAAAGUAUUCGGCCCCCUUGAAC